This is a messenger RNA of Rhizoctonia solani, 3021 nucleotides long. RefSeq names its product Retrotransposable element Tf2 protein. Lineage: Eukaryota; Fungi; Basidiomycota; Agaricomycetes; Cantharellales; Ceratobasidiaceae. Gene Ontology annotation, molecular function: zinc ion binding; nucleic acid binding. The record is from RefSeq and is a predicted model, not a curated record. The transcript is spliced from 3 exons. The coding region runs from base 1 to 3021 and encodes 1006 amino acids.
AUGGAACCGGAGCUGACCACUGCCGCUCUCCUCAAGGCUAUCCUCAACCUCACCAACCAAGUCGGGUCCUUGCAGGCCCAAAUAUCAUCCCAAGGCCAACAGCUUGCAGAGCUCAAAGCCAUAUGCAAGGAAACCAACAACCUCGUUGGUGACAAAGACCAGGGCGGAGCCCAAACCAAGCCUGGCCCAUCAACUGGGCCUGUCACCCCUCCUACCCACUCAGGGGGGGAAGCCCACACUCCAGGCACGGUUAGGCCUGGACUCAAAGCCCCAUUCCGCCCCUCAAGAGGAACAGGCUUUGACUCAGAGGACGAGGAAACAAGGCCCCCCAAAAAGGAGCCUCAGGGAACGCCUAGAAGGCACUUGGGAUCUCUCACCCCCUUUGACGCAGGGUCCAGCAUAAAACAACCCAAGAUGGAUCUCCCCGACCCCUAUAAGGGUGACACCAGGGGACAAAAAGCCACUCAGUGGCUUGAUCAAAUGAUGCUAUGGGUAGCUCUCCAUCGCAAUCAGUUUGACAAGGAAGAGCAGAUGGUUGUGUGGAUUUUAUACCACAUGACAGACAAGGCUGCCAACUGGGCCCUCCCCAUCAUUGGGAACAUCAUCAAGGGUGAGGGAAACCCUCCUACCACCAUCCAGGCCCUAACGGCCAAAUUCAAGGAGGCCUUUGCUGAUCCCAACGCCAAACAGGCCGCCGCCAGAAAAAUUGCGGCUCUCUCCCAAUCCACCACCACCUCCAAGUACAUCAUGGAGUUCCGCAAUCUCAUGGCGGAGCUAGACUGGAACAAGGAGGCCUAUAUUGCACAGUUCACGCGGGGCCUCCACUGGAAGGUCAAGGAACUGCUGUCUACCAAGGAUAGCAUCCCUGAUGAUCUCAAAGCCAUCUUUGCGGCGGCAAUUAAAAUUGACAACAUCCGCCGCAAAAAUGAGGAAAACUGGCCAAAGAAGGUUCCUGCCAAGUCCCCGGCCACCACGGCCACCACUUCCGCUAUCACCACUAGGGUCCGCCUAUCAGAAGACCCAAACUAUGUCACUCCGGAAGAACGGGACCGCCGCCGCGCGUCUGGACUUUGUGUCAAAUGCGGCCAAAAGGGGCACGGCAUCAAACAAUGCCCCAAUGGUUGGAAAGCUACCAUCAAGGAGGUAGCCAAGAAUGCGCCUAUAGAAUCUGCUGUUUCUGAAUUCGUAUCUAUUGCUCUUGAUUCAAAUAAACGCCCUCUUCUAUACAUCGAUUUAAUAGCGCAAAACUUCCCAACGGCCCCCAUCAAAACCCUGAUAGAUUCCAGAGCAACAUCCAAUUUUAUUUCCCCUUCCAUUGUCAAAAAGUACAAAAUCCCAAAAACCCAACUUGAAAAUCCACAAGUUGUGAGAAUGUUAGAUGGUACAAUUUCACAGACUGGUUGCAUAUGGCACCAGGUUCAUCUUGCGGUCUUGGCCAAUGGCCAUACACACUCCAUUCCCUUCCUUGUCUGCCCAAUUGGCAACACUCCGGCUAUCUUAGGCAUGACUUGGCUCACAUCAGAAUCCCCCCUUAUAGAUUGGCACCAAGGAUCAGUCACAUUCCCCAAACAAGUACAAAUUGCCUCCAAAGAGGAAGCAGACCCGGACCCCUUAGUAGAUCUACCCUCUCAAUAUCAUGAAUUUGCCAAGGUAUUUGGAGAAGAGGAGUUCAAAGUCCUACCUCCACACAGGGAAUACAACAUAUCCAUAGAUCUUGUCCCGGACGCCAAGCUUUCCCCUGGCCCCAUCUACGGUAUGACGGAUGCGGAAUCUAAGGCACUGAAGCAGCACAUUGAUGAGGAAUUGGCAACGGGCAAGAUUUGCCCCAGCACCUCAUCUGCCGGCGCUCCAGUCAUGUUUGUAAAAAAGGCAGAUGGAUUGCUAAGACUGGUAGUUGACUACAGGAAGCUAAAUGACGUCACGCACAAAAACAUUUACCCGCUUCCUAGGCAGGACGGCCUCAUGGCCAAACUCAGACAUGCCAAAAUCUUCACCAAAUUGGACUUGCGCUGGGGAUACAAUAAUGUUUGGAUCAAGGAAGGCAAUGAAUGGAAAACGGCCUUCAGAACCAAAUAUGGCUUAUUCAAAUACUUAGUCAUGCCAUUUGGUCUCACAAACGCCCCUGCCGCUUUCCAACAUUUCAUGAACAACUUGUUCAGGGACCUGAUAGACGUGAACAUAGUGAUCUACCUAGACAACAUCCUAAUCUUCACAGACAAACCGGAGGAACAUCCAAACCACGUGAAAGAAGUCCUGUCCCGCCUAAUGAGGAACCAACUGUUCUGCAAGCUGUCUAAAUGCCACUUCCAUGUUACCACGGUUGAUUAUCUAGGCAUUGUGAUCUCCCCUGCCGGAUUUUCCAUGGAUCAGAAGAAGGUCAAGGCCAUCACGUCAUGGCCCACUCCCAGGACAGUCAAACAAGUCCAGGCCUUCUUAGGAUUUGUGAACUAUCUCCGUCGCUUCAUCCCCAAUUUCAGUUCUGUAGCGCGCCCCUUACACCAUCUUACAAAGAAGGAGACCCCCUGGUCAUGGGGGAAACCAGAGGAGGAUGCAUUCCAGGAACUGAAAUCCCUUGUCACCCAGUCACCGGUCUUGGUCCACUCUAACCCUGAACUUCCUUACUACCUGGAAACAGAUGCAUCCGGGGUAGCCAUGGGAGCAAUUCUUAGCCAAAGAGGGGAAGACAACCGCUUACACCCGGUGGCUUACAUGUCUAAAUCCUUCUCCGGCGCCAAGGCUAAUUAUGACACCCAUGAUAAGGAGCUCCUGGCCAUAAUAAAAGCAUUAGAAGAGUGGCGGAUUUUCCUAGAGGCAACGGACAGACCAAUCCAGGUUUUCACAGAUCAUAGAAACCUGGAAUAUUGGAUGCAGGCACGGACAUUUAACAGAAGGCACGCGCGCUGGCGGAUCUUCCUGAGCAACUUCAACUUUGAGAUACACUAUCACCCAGGAAAGCAGUCAGGAAAACCAGACGCCCUGUCCAGAAGGUUGGUGUCGUACACCACUGUAAGGUUUAUGUAA